AUGGAGGCGCUGCCCGAGCGCUGCUCGUCGACCGGGCGCAGGGAUGCGCACCGGAUCAAGGUCAUUAGCGUCUUUGGCGAGCUGCUCGCUACGCCUGCGAUCCGCGCCCUGGCGGAGCACGACCCGAGUGCGCCUUACUACCGCCUGCUGUGCCUCUUUGCGACAGGCACCUGGCAGGACUAUGCUGCUAACCCGAAUAUAUAUCCAGCGCUGACGCCGCAGCAGGCCGCCAAGCUGCGGCAGCUCACGAUCGUCUCGCUGGCCGACGCCCGCCGCGUCCUCUCGUACAGCGAUAUGGAGUCUGCGCUGGGCCUUGAGGCGACUACGGACGCGAGCACGACCCGCAUCCUCGAGGAUCUGAUCAUUGACGGGAUCUACCAGUCGCUCUUUGCCGGCCGCCUGGACGGCAUGGCGCAAGAAUUCCAUGUCGACUCGGUGACGGCGCGCGACGUGCCGCAUACGACGCACGAUGGCCACGACGCGCUUGCGCCGCUCCUUGCCGAGCUGACUGCAUGGUCGCAGCGUGCAGACGAUGCGCUUCACACGCUCGACGAGCGCAUCGCAUCGCUGCACGACGACCGCGCACGUUCCGCCCACCAAAAGCAGUCGGACCACGAUGCGCUGGUGCACGCCGUGGCGGACGUCUAUGCGAGCGCCAAGAGUACCGAUGAGCCCAUGGACCUUUCCCGUGCGUAG
This is a messenger RNA of Malassezia japonica, 696 nucleotides long. RefSeq lists its product as uncharacterized. The record is from RefSeq and is a predicted model, not a curated record. The coding region runs from base 1 to 696 and encodes 231 amino acids. The transcript is spliced from 4 exons. Gene Ontology annotation, cellular component: COP9 signalosome. Lineage: Eukaryota; Fungi; Basidiomycota; Malasseziomycetes; Malasseziales; Malasseziaceae.